CAUCGCAUCGUACGACUCGCUACUUGUAGUUCCAUUUUCAGUUUUAAUUUGAUAAACUACAUUAUUUUUAAUGUGAACUUAAUUUGUGUCAAAAGUAUUGAAAUCCUAAACUAACAUGUAAAUGUAAAUUUUCGAAUAUGAGUUUAUGACAGACCUUACAGUAAGUUACGAGACGAAAUGUCGAAGGCCGUGCUCAUUCCGGAGUGCAAUAAGGAUAUUGGGGGUGUGAAAGAAGAAAUAUGUAUAUCGCCAACUGAUAAAAAAGAUGGGGCGAUAGGCUUGUUUAGUAGGCUUUUAAGAACUUCCAGCAGAGUGGCCACUAUUGGAAAGAGACUAAGUUCUGAGAGUCCAACAUCUACAGACCCUUCGAUCAGCUACUAUGCUGUCUACAUACCAGCUGAAAUAGAAAAGGGACCCAUUGAUGAAUCUCUACUUGUCUACAAAAAUAAAUCUGACGCUAUGGUACUUGUACGUCUGCACAAAUCUGCCAGAUUCAAGAUGUUCAGGUCCUACAAGGAUGCUGUAGCUUUUGCUUUAAGAGGAGCCGAACCAACUGACACCCAUUCAUUAUAUGAAGGACAUGAAAACUCAUUAAUAGGUGAAAAACCCUAUCCAUUCAAGGCUCCAUCUCCUCAAGACAUGGUGGCGCUCCGGAAGGCGAUAGAGGCGGGGCUGGCGUGCACUGUACGAGACCGCGUGUGGGAUAACCCGAGAUACCUCGUCAGCAGUGGGAAUACACCCGCUAUCGUGCAAGAAGGAGCUCGAUAUAACGCACUUCACAUAGCAGCGAAGGCGAUGAACGCUGAGAUCUGCAACCUAAUACUGACCACAGUGGGCAAUCCGACCUUCGUGCAGACGUUAUACGGAAUGGACGCGGACCCUGAAUCCUGCAAGGAAUUCGCGUCAAUACUAGUGGAUAGAUAUCUGAACACCCCCGAUAAGGCGAUGAACGAGACGCCCCUCCACUUCGCCGCUAAGUUCGGAGCCGAAAACGCUGUGGACGUCCUGACGUCGUUCCCGCAGUGCAACAAGACCGCCAAGAACAAGCACGGGGAAAUGCCGAAAGAUAUAAUCUGCAGCCGCUGCGCGUCCCCCCCCGCCGACAGCUGCGCGCGCAUCCGCCGCCUGCUGCAGGAGCGCUACUACGUGCCCGUGCUGCACGCCGACGACGGCAGCGGAGCGCCCACCAUCGGCCGACCCUUCACACCCGCGGACCCCCCCGACUUGAACCAGGAUCCUCUAUCCCCUCGAUAUGAGAUCCGCGCUUUCGCCGGACCAAUGGAGGCCAACGAUGCAGAGUCCUUUCGACGACGCUGGAAGACUCCGCCGAGGUCUGCGAAACCGACCUUCAGGCUUAAGGAAAUGACUAAGGGAUUAGAGACGGUUGGAAGAACCCUGGCAGAGCAGAUGAAAGUGGAUUGGAAGGAAUAUUGGCCAUUUUUAGACACGUUCACAGAUCUCCGAUCACCAGAGGGCCUCUCACUUUUGGAGAAUUAUCUCAAAGCCAAAUAUGAAACGGCUUGCUCAUUCGCGUACAGCGACAGCAUUCAAUCUAAAUAUCUAGCAGAUGAUCUGACCAUCUCAAAAAUCAGCCUAGGAAAUCUAUCUCAGCAAAGCAUAGCCAAUACGAUCCUCAGUCCAAUGUCCGAACUUUGCGUUGCCAUGAAGACGUGUCAGUUAGCGGACAAAUCGUCGCACUGGAGGGAGAAGGAGCCGAUCAGGCAGAGACUGGGCAGACAACCGAACCCAAAGCCGCUGAUACCGAACGGCGAGUCCACCCCCACCUCGAACCACACAGUCAGUAGACUGCUGUGUAUAGAGCGGACGUGCCAAGUCUUCGCCAAACGUAUCGCGGACGCUUUAAUAUUCUCGCUGACGGCUGAGCCGGAGGUCGCCGGAGAGUCUCUCAAAUCCGAAGCGAAACAUCUCCAGCACACGAUAUACACUUACAUGGACGACGAACGCUUCCGGACCAUCGACUUCGCUCGCAUACACUCGAGAUUAGCUCAGCUCGUGGUCUUUAAACUGAAGCAACAGACCGGAGAUUUGGACGAUAUCAACAGUUUAGUGGAAUUUCUGGUGAAAUUGAGAUGUCCCAACGACGAUAUUUUUAGUUCGGACGAUGAGAGGAAGCCGUUUACGUACAGGACGCACAGAGUUAAGGUGAACCACGUGAUAGACGGACAUGUUAGGUGCUUAGCGAGCUUCAUAUGUGAGGAGCUGACAGAGGCGGUUGUCACGAAGGCACCGGCGGUCUCUGAGACCGAGUGCACGGAAAUAUGGGAGAAGGCCGAAAAAUGUAGGUGCGACUGGACGAUAGAAGUGUUCGAGAGAAAUAGCAAGAAAAAUGCUUCGUUCAGAAAGAACAGGUCGAUGUUGUCAACGAGUCCGAAGAGUGAGAGCUUUAUUAGGAGGCUCACGUUCGAUCACGACAUUGGAGAUGGUAAAACGCAACAGAACGAAGUAGAGAAGCCCGUCAGCGUGAACUCGCCUGCCGGUGACAGCGCGCCCGUGCUGUUCAGCGUCGACGUCGCCAAGUGCCAAGUUCUCGAAGCGGAGAUUUCCGACGACGACUCUAUCGUGUCGUGUCAAUCAGAAAGUGAAGAAGCGUACCAAACAGCCUCCGAACAACCUACACAAGACUCGGAGGAGGAAAAAGAGGACCAAAUGCAAGAUGCCAGCGACCGAGCUGUAACUGAACCUUUCAUAUAUGGGGAAGAGCCAACGAAAAUGGAUCGGCUAGUCUUCGAGGCCAUCAAGGAUGUUCAGAUCUCUCAUGACACCUAUCCCAACGUAUUCCGCUGGAGGCACACAGUGGCUUUGUACUCGCCAAGUGAGAGAGACGGCUGGUUGUUGCCGAGCGCGGACGACAGCGUGUCUUGGGUGGGCUCCCCGAGGGUGGCGAGCAGCUCCCCGAGGGUGGGGAGCAGCCCUCCGCGGGGGGGCUGCAGCACGCCGCGGGGGGGCUGCAGCACGCCGCGGGGGGGCUGCAGCACGCCGCGCCGCGAGCGACACACGCCCGUCACGCUUCAGAUGUCGAACUGGCUCCGGGUGACCGGACCCAACUCCCCACGAUCAGCGCUCGCGACUAAAAACGUUGGGCACAAUGUUAGUUUUGGUUUUUGAAUAAUCCUUCUUAACUGCCAUUUUAUUUUUUAUGACAUAAUUAUGACAGCUAUAAUUAAUAAUUAUGCAAGUAAUUCGGGAAUAUGAGGUAGCUUCCCUAUUUUUCUUUUCAUUUGUAUUACUUUUUAAUUAUGUUUAGAUGAGAAAAAAAUAUGUUGUAAUCUCGUCUCAAAUGUAAUGUUUUCUUGGUGAAGUGUAAUUGGCAAAACUUGCUAUUAUACAAUACUGUUUGAAAAACUUUUAUGCUAUCAAUCAAGACCAAAUAAAAUAUAUGGAUAGGAUUUAACAUAGUAACUCUUCAGUUCUUUAAAAUAUUCAACGAACGCAAAACUAUUUGCUAAACAAAUGACAUUGCUGAUAAGAACAUAAAGAUAAAAAAAUGACAUAUAAUACUGCCAUAUUCAUAUUUUGAUAAUGUAGCAUAAUAAAAUGUUUCAUUUCGUAUUGUCCGUAUGUUACCGCCUUAUACUACUGUUUUAUGUUUUUCUUGUGAGUUGUAGAGGUCCACAAAGAGAAUGAUCGUGUAAACUUCUAUAUUGGUUAUAGUGUCUGUAAAUUUUAUAUAGAAAUUAAAAAUUAAAGAUAAUACGUUCUUAGGUAAAGUAUUGUGACGCGUGAAACGCGACAUAGGGAAUUUAUUAAAAAUGAAAAAAAAUCGUUUACAAUCUGUAGUACGCUAGUUUGAAUAUUCAUAACGUUUUUAUUUAAACAUUUUUCGUAAUAAUUCUCACAUUAUUUUAUACACUCACCAAUCAUUAAUAACAAUAAAUUUAAAGUACGACUUUAAUAAUUGUUGCGAAAUUAUCAUAAAACAUGAAAAAUAUGUCAAUCGAACAACAUUUUGAUAUUAUUUAAAUACAAUGGGAUGUAUAUUUUGCAACUAUUAUUAUUGAUAAGAAAUUUACAUCACAAGAUAUUAGAAUUCACAUUAAAUUACUAAAUUAAGACAAAUAUUUUAUGUAAAAGAUAAUCUCAUAUUUUAUAGAUUUAUGUUUGUGGACUAAUUUUUAUUUUGACUAUGUUUUUUUAACGUCUACUUGUGUGACGAUAACGACCUCGGUCAUGGCUGGAUUAAGUUGCGCAGAGGCAGGUCCCUCAACAGUACAAGUCUCUAGUAUAUGCCUUCUAACCGUUUAAAUAUUUUUUACAAAGUUAAUUAAUAAUUAACUAUUUGCUGUUUUACUGUGGGACCCAUCUGCAUAUUUUUUGCCUAUAAUUUAAUCCGCCCCUGCCUUUGGUAGUUUGAUUUGUGGAAAAAAAAGUCACGUGUUGAUUUAUGUUCAAAUAUAAUUUGUGUAAUGUCAGAUUUGUUUCUUCUGUAAUCUUUUUAUGCAUUUCAAUCAAAGUACAAUUCCAAGUUAUCCGUUUGUAUGACAAUAACGAUAUAAUAUUAAGCAUUUAUUAUUAUUUCAUAGUUUCGUCUGGUCGCCAAAUGUUAAUAAAUGGAGUGUUACACUUAUUAUAAUAAAAUAAAUAUUAGAGAAUGUUUGUACUUUUAUAUCGAAGAUAAAUUUAUGUA
Molecule: messenger RNA, 4645 nt
Organism: Nymphalis io (European peacock)
Lineage: Eukaryota; Metazoa; Arthropoda; Insecta; Lepidoptera; Nymphalidae
Gene: Ankle2
Product: ankyrin repeat and LEM domain-containing protein 2 homolog
Exons: 14
Coding region: 178-3126 (982 amino acids)
Biological process (GO): negative regulation of phosphorylation
Cellular component (GO): endoplasmic reticulum
Molecular function (GO): protein phosphatase 2A binding
Source: RefSeq, a predicted model, not a curated record